Gekko japonicus is the source of this 1850-nucleotide messenger RNA. RefSeq names its product syntaxin 17 (gene STX17). Bases 34 to 858 code for a protein of 274 amino acids. Gene Ontology annotation, cellular component: endomembrane system; autophagosome membrane; SNARE complex. Gene Ontology annotation, biological process: intracellular protein transport; exocytosis; vesicle fusion. Gene Ontology annotation, molecular function: SNARE binding; SNAP receptor activity. The transcript has 9 exons. Lineage: Eukaryota; Metazoa; Chordata; Lepidosauria; Squamata; Gekkonidae. The record is from RefSeq and is a predicted model, not a curated record.
UGCUAGCCUUGCCCUGACUUGGAAAGCUUGAAGAUGUCUGAAGAGGAGGAGAAACUUAAUCUGCGUCGUCUUGAGCCGGCUAUCCAGAAGUUUAUUAAAGUUGCAAUUCCCACGGAUCUGGAGCGGCUACGGAAGCAUCAAAUAAAUAUCGAGAAGGUCGAAGGUUGCAGAGCACAUCACCGGUUGCAUGCAGAGCACAUCAAUGGCAAAACGCUCUUACAGCAACUGCGAGCGAACAUCCGAGAGAUGGAGAAACUUUGCUUGCGGGUUCGGAAGGAGGACCUGCCGGCUCUGCAGCGGAUGAUCAGCCCGGUGAAAGAGGAGGCCCUCUCUGCCUUGAGGACACUGAAGUCCCAAGAUGAAACGUUUCACGACCCCGAAACGGAAGGCGCCUCCCAGAGCUUUAACCAGCUGUUUUCUCCGCUCCCUGAAAUCCCCCAGGAUCAAAACGCUGCUGAAUCGUGGGAAACUUUGGAAGAGGACUUGAUCGAACUCGGCAAUCUAGUGACUGACUUCUCUCUGCUAGUUCAUUCCCAGCAGGAGAAGAUCGACAGGAUCGAAGACCACGUCCACACUGCCUCUGUGAAUGUUGAGGAAGGGACCAGAAGCCUGGGGAAGGCCGCCAAGUACAAGCUGGCUGCUCUCCCUGUGGCGGGCGCGGUCAUCGGUGGCAUCGUGGGGGGCCCGAUCGGACUCCUGGCGGGUUUCAAGGUGGCCGGAAUCGCAGCCGCGCUUGGCGGGGGAUUGUUGGGCUUCUCCGGCGGGAAGCUGAUUCAGAGGAAGCGGCAAAAGACGAUCGAGGACAUCUCUUGCAGCUGCCCCGACCUUCCCAGACGGGACGACGGGCAGCCCACCUGAAAGGUGGCCGCCUCGACCCAGUGAGAGUGGCCGGCAUACUGACCUCGCUUUGAAUGUAUCUCGGAUCCCUGCGAGCAGGAAGGAUCCGCGUUUUCUCCUGUCUGGGAACCGGGAAGGAUCGUCCCGAAAGACUUUUCCCGACGGACCGCACCAGCGCCUUCGUCCUGAGCGCCAAGGAUUACACGUUUCAGUUUAACGUUAUAGUAAAGGAAGGUCGUGGAGAGUUUUCCGGAUUACCCUCACCCUAUCUUUUAAAGUGUUUUUACAGCAUUCACAAAAUGCCUUUUUCCCCCCUGGAAAAUGGAAGGGAUUUUAAGACAAUAUUGUCGGGAGUCUGUGCCUUGGUGUUUCAGCGAUUCAAAACACUUUGUGCAACUCAGGUGUCCAGAGAUGCCUUUUGCAUGACGAGGACUCGAUACGUCCAAGGCUCUCUGCGCUCGGGCCCCGGGGAAGGCGCAAGAGAGGUGGGCCCUGGGGGGGUUGGUUGACGCUCACCCUCUUGGCUUUUGUUAGAGACCUCCUGAGUAGGUUGGCAGUGACAAUCCACUCCCUUUCCCCCCAAACACUGCUGUUUUUUGCAAUUUUUUAAAAAGAACAGAGUCAGGUUAGACUCUGGCUCUGUUUAAAAGUGUUACUUCAAGAGGGGGAAAACCCACACUCUUGCUUUGUAAAUAAAUUCAGCCUGUUUGCAAACCCCCUUUUUACCGACUGAACCAGAGUUUAAAGGAUCCCUACGGGUCAAAUGCCGGCUGUUGGGACAGGAGACUGCAUUUUGGGUUUUCUGAACUCCCUUUCCCCACCUUCGUUGACUGAGAACUGACAGGAGACGAGGAAACCUCGGCCAAAGACAAUGCUGUGCCAACCAAAGCCCCUUGUUCGGUCGACCUAGUCUGUCAUGCGGCUUCGAUAAUCUUCGGAGAUGACCCCUGAGUAAGAAACUGACGGUUCUGAGUUCCCCGGCUGACCGGGAUUGCAAAAUGGUUUAAUAAAAC